AUAGUGAGUGUAUUAAGAUACUUUAUAUUCUAUUUAUAUUCUAGUGUGAUUUGUAUUAUAAAAUAGAUUUUCUCAAUAGCCAAUAUUUAAUCACAAAAUACAAUGAAGAUGUACAAAAACAUAAUUUAUUCUAUUUCUAUUUAAUAAUCCAUUACAAGAUACAUAUGUGAUAUCAAUGAGUCCAUUGAAUACAAUUUAUCGUAGAUUAUUUAUCAAAAAAUUUUAUUAUAUUUGUUUAUUUAUUUUAUUUAUAAUUAUCCUAUUCAAUAAAACAAUUAAUAAUAAAAUAAAUGAAUUAUCAAUAUUAUAUAAUCAUUCAUUAAUUUAUCAAAAUUUAGAUAUGAAUUUAACAAAUAUUUGUGAAUCCUUUUUAAAUAUAGAACCAAAUCAAUUAGUUGCUAGGCAAUAUAAAAAUUAUUCAACAAAACAACAUUUAUUAUAUUCAUGGAAAUCAAUAAAUGAUUGUAAAUUAUUUCGAAAAUCAUUUCAAUAUUUAUUAUGGAUAAAUAAAGAAGAAUUAAAUUAUCCAAUUGCAUUUGCAUUUACAGUUUAUGAAAAUAUUGAUCGUAUAGCACGUUUAUUACGUUUAUUAUAUAGACCAUAUAAUUUAUAUUGUAUACAUGUAGAUCGUAAUACAUCAAAUGAAUUUUAUCAAUCUAUAGUUGAUUUAGCUAAAUGUUUUGGUAAUAAUAUUGAAAUAAUUAAACGUUCACAUAGUGUUUCAGUGAAAUGGGGUUAUUUUUCUGUAUUAGAUUCAUUUCUUAAAUGUACUCAAAUUAUGUUAAAUAAUACAAAAAUUCAAUGGAAAUAUGUUAUGAAUAUUAAUGGAAAAGAAUUACCAUUACGUACUAAUUGGGAAUUAAUUAAAGCAUUGAAAGCUUUGAAUGGAGCUAAUAUAAUUGGAUGUACAACAAAAAAUGGACCAAAGAAAAGAAUUCCACGUAGAAAACCAUCAUUCAAUGUUACAUGGAUAAAAGGAAGCUUUUUAGUUGCAUUACGUAAAGAAUUUGUCAGGUAUGUACAUACGAAUCCCAAUUCUAUUGAAUUAUUAAAUAUUCUCAGAGAAGAACAACAUUUAAUGAAAAUACCAGAUGAAAUGUUUUUCAGUACAUUAGCUUAUAAUCCACAACUAUUAGCUCCUGGUGCUUGUAGAGAAUUUUAUCCACCCAAUGAAAAUGAUAAUCAAUCAACUUUCGUAUCACGCUUCGUUAUUUGGAAACCCAAAAAAUGUGCUACCGGGAAAAGAUAUCAUACAAUAUGUAUGUUAGGUGUACAACAUUUACAUAAUUUAACAAAACGUCAAGAGUUUUUCGCCAAUAAAUUUCAUAAUGGUUUUUAUGAUGCAGCGUAUGAUUGUCUUGAAUAUUGGAUAUUGAAGAAAAUGAAGAACGAACGUUUAACGGGUAGAUUAGAUCCAACAUUUAAUCCUCAGUUCUAUGCUGAUCUACAUUGUUCAAAAAACCAUAUAUAAUACCUUCGAGCUAUGUUACUCUGUUAUAUUAUUUGUGUAUUUGUUUGAAAAAUCUGUGAACUUUCAGUUUUUUAUUGCACCAUUCUUUGUUUGAAAUAUCACUUGCGAUUUGAAAUACAGAAAUGACAGUAUAAUCCACACCAAGUAUCACUUAGCACCCUUACUUGGACAUGUCUUCUAAUUAUUUGAAAUUUCUGUCCUCUGUAUGUUGAAAAUUCACCCAUUUGUGCAUUGUUCCAAGUGCUAUUGUACUGAACAGUAUAUUAUUUUUGAAUGUAAUCUAUUCAAUUCUAGUUUUGAAAGUGAUGGUAAAAAUAAGUGCUCUAAACUGAAUUCAGAAGCAAUGGAUUUUAUUAUUUUUGUAAGUUUGAAAUACUACGUAAUCGAAAACCACUUAUGAUGACAAUCUGUGUGUAAAUGGUCGCAGGAAAUAUGUACUUACUGUACGAUAAAUUUACAGGCAUAUGAUACAGUGACUUAUGCCAUGACAAUAAAAGAGAACAUACCUUACAUUUAAACUGUGUGUUUAUAAAACGCUGGUAGACUAGGACUUUGAAAAAAAAAACAGAAAAACAAGAGAUAACUACUUUUGGCGACAUGUUGCUUUAUCUCUGUACUUCCUAGUUGAUUGACUAAAUUUUAUUUAUUGUUUUGUAAAACAUCAUUGAACUAAAAUUCAAAAAGGCUGGCUUCAUAUAUUUUAGAAUGAGCGACAUCACAUCUGUCAAGGUUGAUAAUUAUUGUCCUAAUCAGCAAUAUUUUAUUCUCUUUUUUUCAAACAUCAAUAUCGUUUGAUUGAUCACUGAUCUAAUGAUUCUAUUCUCCUUUACGUUUAUCAAAACAAUUAAUGUUAAAAUAUAUUUAUCAGUCUAGACAAGUACAGUGGUCACUUUGUAGUUUGUAGCGCUGAUCAUUCACUGCAGUGCAUGAAAGCAUCAGUGGUAAUAAUUAACAAUAGAUUAGUGAGACGAAUAGCUAAUUCAAUUAUAACAAUUUAUCUAGACUUAUCUUGAUAAAUCAGUACACACGACUCGAAGUCGUUAAUUGGGAAUAUUGUUGAUACUUUCUCGAUGUGAGAUAGAGAUCAUCGGCCGAAAACAUGUAAAUAGUGCGACUCACUUCUAUUAUCUGAGGACUUUAAUUAUUUACAAGUUUUACUUAAUUGAUUAUAAAUAUAAACAAUGAAGUGAAUGAACUUAAUCUAUUCAGAUGUUUUCCUUGUUAAUACAAUACCAUUUUGUGUUAGUUGAAUUUAAAAUAAGAUCAAUUCAGCGAAGAUUACACUUCAUUUCAUUUUCAAGGUUUUAUCUUAUCAUAUCGAGCCAUCUUUUCCCAAUGAUAAUUUCCCGACCCAUCUUUGUGAUGAAUAUUUAAGCCCUUAAUAAUCAAACUACUAUUAGUCCCCACGUUUAAGAACCCUGAUGACUUCAAAUUAAAUGGCGUUUAUCCUCACUAUCUGGUCAUUUUUACUGGGUUCUCUGUUCAAUAUGUUUUAAAUACAGCCAAAUUAUUUGUAACUUGGGUAUAUGAGGACCCAACACUAUUUAGCGGGGGAGGAUGAACCCGGGAAAUUUGGCAUCCGGUUGUCAACUUCGGAUCUUCAAAAAAGGGGAG
Molecule: messenger RNA, 3085 nt
Organism: Schistosoma bovis
Lineage: Eukaryota; Metazoa; Platyhelminthes; Trematoda; Strigeidida; Schistosomatidae
Source: the annotation of a GenBank genome assembly